Molecule: messenger RNA, 3324 nt
Organism: Cyprinus carpio (common carp)
Lineage: Eukaryota; Metazoa; Chordata; Actinopteri; Cypriniformes; Cyprinidae
Product: ras association domain-containing protein 3-like
Biological process (GO): signal transduction
Cellular component (GO): cytoplasm
Source: RefSeq, a predicted model, not a curated record
CGAGACGCGCUCUGUGCACCUGUCUUACCUGCUUGAGCCAACGUCCGCAGACAAUUUGGUGAAAUUCUCUCCAAGCCCGAGACAUGCUCAUCGCAAACCUCCACGAACAGGCUUCUUGGAUCUACAGAUGUUUGUGUGUUUCCUCCGGCGCACUCGGUAACGCAGUCAUGAUGCAUCACAAUAGGAAGUACUCGCCACCGCGCUUCUGCGCCGUCGGGUCACCGCUAGCCCUGCCUCAGCUGAACCGAUUACCCACCCUUCGGGUGGAAGAAGCUGAGCUGAUGGAGAAGAAUUCGCCGAAAGCCAAAUCCAGAAUGCGCAAUGCCAUGGUAAAGGCGGUGAGGAGAGCUCCGUCUCCCCAGAGGCCGCGAGUCUUUCCAAACCCCGCGCAGAGCGACCCGCUACUGAAGGUGGCAGAGAACGGGGCAGCCGGACAGCGGUCUAGAAAGAGGGGCUUCAAACCCCCGGAUGUGAGGACGAUAUUCGACCCCCGCGUGAAAGAGGAGAAAGGAGAGGGACACACGUUUUGUGAGGACGCGACGUACGCUUGGUGCGAUGUGUGUUGCUCCUAUAUUUUUCACGGUGGCUUGACAUGUACAGGUUGUAAAUACACGUGUCAUGCUCAGUGCCGUGACCAGGUGGCGCUAGACUGUCAUCAGAACGGGUCCAUUAAUGGCUGCCCCCUCAACCCUCUUGCUCAGGACCAUCUUAACAACAAUCAGUCCUCACACAGCGAUGUGGAGAAAGAGAAAGAGCUGCGCACUCAUCUCACUUGCGAGGACAUCAGACAGAAGGUCGAGCAGUAUAACACAAAGUCACGUGACCACUUUAAAAUGACACUGAAUACUAACGGCAUGUACACAGGCUUCAUCAAGGUGCAGUUGGACCUGCGGAGGCCCAUUACAGUGAAAGGAGGCGGGGUAGGUGGGGUCAAAGGUCAGGAGGCGUUUUACCUUCCGCGUGGCUCCAUAAACACCCUGCACAUCAGCAGCACCAACACUGUGCGACAGGUGAUCGAAGCGCUGCUGAAAAAGUUCACCGUGGCCGAUAACCCUGCCAAGUUCGCCUUGUUCAAACGCUUCAGCAGAGAAGACCAAGUGUACACCUGUAAGCUCUCAGAGGAAGAGAACCCUCUCUUCCUGCGUCUGGUGGCGGGACCCAGCACAGACACACUCAGCUUCGUCCUGAAGGAGCAGCAAACUGGUGAAGUCAUGUGGGACGCCUUUUCCAUCCCCGAGCUGCAGAACUUCCUCCGCAUCUUGGAUAAAGAGGAACAGGACCAGAUCUGCUCGAUAACCAGACGUUACAAUGCCUACAGAGAGAAACUGGAGGAGGCCAUGAGAGCGACGGGUGGCCCGGGAUAAAGCCAACAUGUUACGAGAAGGAACUGUAGCACUGCUGCCUCUAGUGCUCACUGUGUGUAAUGAACACCGUGCCAAGCGACACCCAGUCUCAGAAACUCAGAGGAGAGCACUGAGCUCCCAGAAUGCACCUCAGGUGCCAUAUUUACCCAUCCACCGUCUUUCACACUUUCAGUUGUUUCUCAUGUUCUCUGUUCUUUUACCUCUUGUGAAAGAUGCAAACGUGAAAAUCAGAUCUUUUUUUUAUUUAAUUGUUGGAUGUUGUGGUUUGUACAUAUUUCUGUUCGUUUUAAUUUAUGUGGGUGAUUUUUUUAUUUUUUUUAUUUUACUAAGAGUCUUUAUUUUAUUUCAAAUAUACUUAAAGACCAGAUAAUGAGAAACUGGUGGGAUUGCGGAUUUAUUUUAUUUUAGAUUUAAUACAAAAUGACUCAUAAUGUGCCCUACCAAAGAUAAUGUUGAUGUGCUGUUGACAAAAUGAUAACCUGAUGGCCACAUGAGACCAAACAGACAGGAAGCGCAUGUUCGUGAAGGAGAAGAUUGAAUGUGGUGAUGUAGGGACAGGAAAUGAGGACUAAAGCAAUGUCAUAAUCAUUGGCCGCUGAACAGAUGGCUUAAAUGCAAAUAAAUACCUUUUUAAAUCAGAGAAGAAGUAAGAAUUCUUAGGUGAAGUGCUGGAAUUGGAAGAUUGAGGAAGCUGGCGAAGUAGCAUAGAGGAUGUUGGAAAGAAUGACUGAUGUCGGUUGGGGUCAGAUGGUCUUAUCCAGUGAAUUAUGGGUCGUGAUGGCCUCUAGUUGAAGCAGAUAAUUAGUGAACGGGCCAUUUGCUGUUUGCCUUCCGUCAGCAACCCUGGAAAAUGUCUUAGAGAAUAUCUUCAAGAUAAACAACUGACUACACAAGUAAUGAAGAUUGUUUGUUUUGAAGCUGCAGCCUGGAAAUAGUAGAUUUAAGCUAGUUUUAUGUAUGAUGUAUAAUCACACUGAUCUGAUUUACUGUACCAAACGUUAAUUUCACGUGCAUUUCUGCAUUGCAUGGAGAUGUAGCUGAAACUGUUACUGUUGUGAGGUACAGUAAAAUAAAUGCAGACAGUGCUUCUUUGUCACGGCACACAAGGUCGACAUUAAUGAAGGUGUUUGAAAUGAUACUUGUGUGUCAGUAGGUGAUUUAAUAUGUAUACACAUUUAUAUUUCUAUAUGCUAGUGCUGCAUGACGGUUUUCUGAUUGGUACUGCAACAUUAUUGUCUAUUGUGACACGUGUAUAGCGAGGUAGCGGCACCUUAUGGUCACCUGCUGUAACUACAUCUCUGCAGUCUUCUCACCUGUGUGUUCAUUCGAUUAUUUUAGACAGACUUUGUGCUUUUUUUAAAAGAUUUAUUUCUUUAUUAUUAUCGGUUUUAUAACCUCUAACCAAAGAUCUAAACAAAAUGCAUAGUUUAAUUUAAGUUUGAUGCAAAUUGCCUGGUGCAAUCAGUUUUACACCUCAAAAAACGGAGGUUAAAUUACAGUAUCUAUCAUGUAUGAUGGUUUUACCAUGGCAACUUUAAUUGUAAACACUGGGUUGAAUAUAAAUUAGAGUAAUUAGUGUAACUGUUGUCUCAAUAUAUGCAAUCAAAGACGAUUUUGCAGGGGAAUAAGACCAGUAAUCUUAUAAAUGCUUUUUGGGCACUUUAUGUUUUAAUUCAGGGAAUUAUUUUUGUUUUAUUAGUCUUCAUCAGAUGCCUAUUGUCUUCCACUGUUUUAAAACAGCAUUGCAUCUAGUGGAAGCUCAGUUAUGUUUUAUGGAAGUGUUGUUGUUGUUGUUUUUUUUAUUUUUAUUUUUUUUAUUAAAGCUGUUUCAGUACUUGAUUUUUAUUUUAUUUUUUCAUAAACAAGCUUAUGUUUGUAGAGUAAGACUGUGAAUGAAUGUUAAACUGUAUUUGUGUAGUAAAAGGGUGUGGAUGUGAAUAAACUGCUUCAGUAAUUUUGA